AGGCCGCUUGGACUCGCUCACGGCCAUAAGAACGAGGUCUUUGUGGCUGACACAGAAAAGGGGCUAUUGAAGAUAAGUGAGGACGGAACAGUAGAACUGUUGACAGAUGAGGCCGAGGGUGUAAAAUUCAAGCUACCAAACUGCGUAGAUGUAGCACAAGAUGGCAUGCUUUACUUCACAGAUGCUUCACACAAAUACAGCUUAAAAGACUUCAUCUCGGAUAUUUUAGGGGGCAGACCCCAUGGCAGAUUGAUGAGCUACAACCCAACAACCAAAGAGACCAAAGUUCUGGUCCACAACCUCUACUUUGCCAACGGAGUGGCAGUCUCUCCAGAUCAAAACUUCGUUGUCUUCUGUGAAACUGUCAUGAGAAGGUGUAGAAAAUACUAUCUACAAGGCAGUAAAAAAGGGAGUGUAGAAAAUUUUAUUGACCAUUUGCCAGGCUUGCCCGAUAAUAUCAGAUAUGAUGGGGAAGGCCAGUACUGGAUUGCAUUGGCCACGGAGGUUACACCAUACUGGGAUCUAGCACUUAGAUAUCCUUUUAUUCGAAAGGUUCUGGCAAUCGUGAAGCGGUAUGCAGCAGGCAGACCGCAUUUGGAGAAGAAUGCUGGUGUGUUGGCUGUGAAUUUGAAUGGGGAACCUACUGCUCACUAUUAUGAUCCUGAGUUGUUUCUCAUUUCAAGUGGGAUCAAGAUUGGAAAUUACCUCUACUGCGGUUCGAUUGUUAAUCCCUACAUUAUCCGCCUUGAUGUCCAUCAACAUCCUGCACAUCCCACUACAUGAGCUAUGGUGUACUAUUUCCUGCUCCCUUGAUAUAAUUUACAACAAACAUGCAAUGCUAGUGUAGCUUCAUUAGAGAACCUUAAGCAUAUAUAAAUG
Molecule: messenger RNA, 879 nt
Organism: Prunus avium (sweet cherry)
Lineage: Eukaryota; Viridiplantae; Streptophyta; Magnoliopsida; Rosales; Rosaceae
Source: RefSeq, a predicted model, not a curated record